AUGAAAUUAGAUUUAUUCUUUUUAUUGUUAUUCUUGCAAAUUUGUGAUAUUUUUUCGAAUUCUUCCCCUCGGACUAGAAAACUAUGUCUAUAUUUGAAAGCAAUUAAAAGAACAACUGUUGAAUGUUCUGGAAAUUUGAUCGAAAUUACGGAGGAAAAAGGUAAUUGAAAAUACUAUUUGAAUGGAGGUCACGUUCUAAAUUUUAUUUUCUAAUUUCAAAUUUUCAGAAUCUUCUUCGAUGUCUCCAUUGGCCCGAAUUAUUGCAAACAUCGAAAAACGAAAUGAAAAAUACAGGAAAGCCAAGCAAUGCACGGAAAAAUACAAGGACGGUUUCAAAGAUUGUCGAGCUGAUUCGUCGUGUUUUUCGGGUUUCAGUUGUGAAAAUACAAAACAAUCGAGAUGUUGUAUGGAAGAAAAUGUAUUUCAAAAUUCAGAAAGGUGAACGAUUAUUGAUUUGAUCCCUCGGACCUUUCAAAAACUCUCAAAUUUUCAGCACAAAAACAUGCCCGACUAUAAAUCAAAUGAAUUAUUUUUGUGCGAAAAAAUCGUCGAAGAAAUGUCAAAAUGAUUCGGAUUGUUUAUUCAGUGGAAUUCAGAAAUGUUGUUACACUGGUUGUGGUUUCAAUGUUUGUGUUGUUGCUAGAGGCAAUUUUGCGAAAAAUGGUAUGAAUCAUUAA
This is a messenger RNA of Caenorhabditis angaria, 677 nucleotides long. The record is from the annotation of a GenBank genome assembly. Lineage: Eukaryota; Metazoa; Nematoda; Chromadorea; Rhabditida; Rhabditidae.